This is a messenger RNA of Rhodamnia argentea, 1845 nucleotides long. RefSeq names its product GDSL esterase/lipase 5-like. Bases 2 to 1186 code for a protein of 394 amino acids. The record is from RefSeq and is a predicted model, not a curated record. Lineage: Eukaryota; Viridiplantae; Streptophyta; Magnoliopsida; Myrtales; Myrtaceae. Gene Ontology annotation, molecular function: hydrolase activity, acting on ester bonds. The transcript has 5 exons.
CAUGCAACAUAAACAAAACACUGAGCAACCAAAGUCAGCCAUGGCUGCCCUCCCCACUUCCUCCUCCUUCAACCUCUCCCUCCAUCUCCAUCUCCAUCUCCAUCUACUCCUCCUCCUGCUCCUGGCCACCACGACCUCCGAUUGCCACGCGGAGCCUGACCGCAGAGCCGCUCUCUUUGCCUUCGGCGACUCGUUCCUCGACCCCGGCAACAACAACUACAUAAACACCACCACCCUCGACCAGGCGAAUUUCUGGCCUUACGGAGAGACCUACUUCAAGUUCCCGACAGGGCGGUUCUCGGACGGCCGCUUGGUAUCGGAUUUCAUUGCGGAGUAUGCAGAGCUGCCAUUAAUUCCACCUUACCUUCAACCUGGGGUUCUUCAUCAUUGGAGGUAUGGGGUGAACUUUGCAUCUGCAGGCGCUGGUGCUCUGGUGGAAACAUUCCAAGGGUCGGUGAUUGGUCUCCAAACGCAACUGAGUUACUUCAAGGAGGCAGAGACCCAGUUGAGACAGGAGUUAGGCAGAGCCAAAGCAGGGUGGACAAUCUCCAGGGGAGUUUACAUGUUCAGCAUAGGAAGCAAUGAUUACAUGAGCCCUUUCUUGACUAAUUCCACCAUCCUGAGCUGGUACUCCAGGUCAAAGUAUGUGGGAAUGGUGAUUGGAAAUUUGACAGCAGUUAUCAAAGAGAUAUAUGGAAUAGGGGGGAGGAAAUUUGGGUUCAUCAACCUACCUCCACUGGGGUGUCUUCCAGGAAUGAGGAUAAUCAAAGCAGAGGAGAGAGGGAGGUGCUUGGAAGAAGCUUCAUCACUAGCAAAGUUGCACAAUCGUGCUCUCUCUAAACUCCUGGUGAAACUCGAGCAUCAGCUCAUGGGUUUCAGAUAUUCCCUCUACGACUUCCACAGCAAUCUCAGACAGAGAAUGAAUCACCCCCUCAGAUACGGUUUCAAGGCAGGGAAAGUGGCAUGCUGUGGAACAGGGAGAUACAGAGGAGUCUUCAGCUGCGGAGGGAAACGGAUAGUGAAGGAGUUUGAGCUGUGCGAGAGUCCCAGUGAGCAUGUGUUUUGGGACUCUUUCCAUCUAACUGAGAGGGCUUAUGAGCAGCUAGCGCAUCAGAUGUGGAGUGGAGAUGGCAUUUAUUCUAGUCCGAGCCCUUGUAGUCUGAAAAAUCUCUUUGAGGGUCUUUGACUGAAGGUCUUCGACCUCAGAAGGUGAACCAUUAACUCAUUUGACUUAUGAUCAUUGAGCGCUCAAUGUAGCUGCCCUCCAAUGGCAAAGGUUCAAUAUCUCUCUGUCAGAUCAAGAGGGGGAAAUGUGGAGGGGGAAUUUACAAGAAAGGAUAAUAAUUUGUAGAAUCAAUUGGAGAAUUAUUCUUGAUUGUUGAAAGAGGCCAAUAAUUUCUUGUAACUGUUAUAAUUGAACGGCGAUGAAUAGCUAAGUCAUGGAAUCUUGUAUCGAACUGCUUCCGCCAUUUGUUAUAGAUCACUUUGUUUGCUGAAGACGGCAUGGCAUGCCUCCUGCAGUUAAGCGCACCCUGCUCUCCUUCUUUUAACACCGAAAAAGAAAAGAAGUCAGAUCUGCUAGCGAACAGAAGACCGCGCUUUCUUCGGGCUGUUCCCCCUAGUUUAGGGUGUUUUCCUGAGGAUCACAUAACCAGAUUCUUAUCAAGCCAGACAGAAUAAUCUGUCUAUUGCCUAAUAAUGUUUAGUUACCAGAAGACAGUCAUCCAAGAAUCUGAUUCGAACAGACUAAGAGUACAGAAUCAAGUCUUGAGACAUCUCUUGCUUCUUUAGCCUGGAAUGAAAAUAUAAUUGGUCAUUCGACAGCUCGUCAAAGACUCGGGUGGC